Octopus sinensis (East Asian common octopus) is the source of this 931-nucleotide messenger RNA. Its product is annotated as THAP domain-containing protein 5. The record is from RefSeq and is a predicted model, not a curated record. The coding region runs from base 121 to 609 and encodes 162 amino acids. The transcript has 2 exons. NCBI's taxonomy places the organism in Eukaryota, Metazoa, Mollusca, Cephalopoda, Octopoda, Octopodidae. Gene Ontology annotation, molecular function: sequence-specific DNA binding.
AUGAAAAAAAUGACAUGCGGAUAAAAAAUUGGAGCGAUACUUUUUAGGAAGUUGCCGGUAUUUCCGGGUCCAUUUAUACAGUUUAUUAAAAUCGAGAUUUUGAAACCAAAAUAGAGCAACAUGCCUCAAUGUUGCGUUCCACAAUGUAACAACAGGAGUGAAAACUGUGAUUUAUCUUUCUAUCGAUUCCCGACAGCAGAAAUGGACAAAAACAAAUGGUUAAAAGCUAUCAAACGACAAAACUUUAUUCCAACCACAAAUAGUCGUGUUUGUAGUUGGCAUUUUCCUGUUGGUAAGAAUGCAGGACCUUUGAGAUUUGCCUGGAAUAUAAACAACUUCCUAGAAUCUCCAAGUCCAGAGAAACGUCGACGUAAACCAAAUAGUAGUAACAAGAACCACAGACACUUUGACCACAGCAAACGUAAGAAGCACCAAGAAGAGAAGACAUCACCACAUGUGAACCCAUUAGUUGUUCUGGCCCAAGUUGCUUUGCAAGAUGCAAAUUCAGACGCUGUUCUUUCAUCAUUUGAUACAAACCUCUCUAUAUCAAGUAACAACAUACAAGAUGAUGCAUUAGAUAACCCUAAUCCAGAACACUUAGAUAGUUAAUCCAAUUUCUAAAUAGAAAAUAUUAAAUGAUUAAAAAACAAACAAAAAAAAAAUAUAUAAAACACUUUUAUCAACAAUAAUUUUCAAUUAUUGUAACUAAAUUCCACGUACAUUUCCAGAAAGCUUUAAUUUGGUGGGAUUUAAAACAUAAAGGACAAAAAUUUUUAUUUCAUAUAUUUCUUUUUUUUUUAAUUAUAUUCCUGGCUGGUUAUUUUACUGCUUAUUUGUAAUUUAUAUAUAUAUAUAUAUAUAUAUAUAUAUAUAUAUAAAAAAUACAUUUUGAAAAUAUAUAGAGACUAACAAUUCACAUGCACUAUCAUCA